Halichondria panicea is the source of this 1620-nucleotide messenger RNA. Its product is annotated as probable serine/threonine-protein kinase kinX. Gene Ontology annotation, biological process: protein phosphorylation. The transcript has 2 exons. NCBI's taxonomy places the organism in Eukaryota, Metazoa, Porifera, Demospongiae, Suberitida, Halichondriidae. The record is from RefSeq and is a predicted model, not a curated record. Gene Ontology annotation, molecular function: ATP binding; protein serine/threonine kinase activity. The annotation marks the transcript as partial.
AUUAUUUUCCCAUGUGUCAAAAGAGAUCUUAAUUAAAUGGCAACCCAAAUUUAUAGUACAAGAGAAAAAGUUCAAGCUGAGUUUUAUCAACAACUUAAAACAUUCGAGCUCCUCAAUGUUAAACUUACUGGUGAAGAGCUAGGUGGUGGCUCAUUUGGGUAUGUAGUUGUUGUCGAAGUACCUGGAGCACGACCGGAUACACGAUGUGCAGCCAAGAUUCUCCAUAGCCAGUUGGUACAAGAAGUUCUUAAUCUUGAAGACAGAGAAAAAUUACAACCAAGAGGUAAUUAUCGCCGUAGAUCUCUGAUUGAAUCGUUUAAGAAUGAGUGCAUAUUGUUGAGUGAGAUUAGGCACCCCAAUGUUGUUGAGUUCUUUGGUAUUUGCUACCCUACUGGAGUGACCUUACCUGCUCUUGUUAUGGAGCUACUGAUGACAAAUUUGCACGAUUAUCUUGAGGACAAUACCAAAAAGAAAGUACUUAUUCCAUUAUCAAUGAAGAAUGACAUUCUGCUUGAUAUAUCGAAAGGUCUUGUAUACUUGCACAGAAAAAGCAUAAUACAUCGCGACCUCACAGCAGCCAAUAUCUUGCUCACUAAAUCUCUCACUGCUAAAAUAGCUGACCUAGGCAUGGCUCGUCUAAUAGCUGAGCAGCAUGAGGCCAAAAUGAGUGUACUUCCUGGAAAUCCGAAUUACAUGCCACCAGAAGCAAUUACUGGUGAUCAGUAUUCUGCCAUCUAUGGAAAGCCGAUUGACUCCUUUUCCAUGGGACACAUCCUUCUGUUCACUCUCACUCAAAUGUAUCCAGAGCUUUUAUCUGCAAAGUAUCUUGAUUCAGCAUCUGGAAAAAAUGUUGCUCGCUCUGAGGUUGAACGACGUGAAUAUAGUUUUCAAGCUCUGUAUGCAUUCAUUGAAAAAGGUCAUCCUCUGGCUCAACUUGCUAGAAUGUGUCUUCACGAUAAUCCCGAAAUUCGGCCAUCAGCUGAUGAGAUAAUGCAACAGUUUCUUGAGCUGCAGAAUGAAAUAAUAAAGCAAGAAAACCAUCGACUUGUAUAUGAUAUUCAAACAUGGGAACAUACGACUGGUGCACUAGAGAAAGAAAACGCUGAAUUACGAAGAGAAAGAGAUAGCGUUUUACUGGGAUUGUCUCACUUUAAGCAUCUUGUCGAAGAAUUACAACAAACAAACACAGAACUUAAUAGUGACUUAGAAUAUUUUCAAAACUUCAGUAGAGACUUAAAAAAAGCAAAUGCAAUCCUUUCACAAAAAGUAGUCGAAAAUCAACAAGCAUUGUCCGAUCUUCAGAACAAAUAUUUUAAGAUGCUGAUUGAAAAGAAGGUCGAUAAAGUAUGUAGCCCUGUGCCUAAUGAUGCAAUGGGUGAAGCCUUCGAAGGACUUAGUCUGAUUGGAGGAGAUGACGGACCUUGUAGCAUGGUUAAUGCUCGCUCUAAACACAAUAAUGAUUCGUACUUGAAUAGUCUAGCAUCAAAUAACGCUGAGUUCAACAAACAGGCCGAAAAUGCUUGGAAAGUGGACACACCAACUCAGGAACAAACACUUUCUAAUACUGCCAUUGCUGUCCCUUGUCUUAAUGGCUAUGAUAAGGGAUUUAAAAAGUAUGUC